AACGCGGACCUACCUCCACCGCUUGCCCGGGGUCUGGUUGCCCUCGGUCGCCACCCGCCGGCUUGGGGACUUGGGUCUGCAGGCUUGGGAAGGAGCAGGCUCUGGGCCGCCAGGGGGCGCGCGGGGGGCGGGAACCCAAGCUGCGGUCGCAGGGUCCCCAGAGACCCUGCAGCGGUCACCCAGUCUCGAGCCAGCUCACAGAGCCCCCAUGCAGGUGCGCGCGGCUGGAGCAGCGGGCUCCGGGAGGCCGGAGCCGGCGCACUCGGCGCAGGCCUGGGGGGUCGCGGGUCGGGCCCCCGGGUCCCGGGGGUCGCGCAGUGCCGGCGCCUGAUGCCGGGCCUCUGUCCGCUGCGCGCCCCGGCCGGCGUUGGGUGGGUCGGGGGGCCGGGCUAGUGCAGGUGAGGGGCCCCGGCGGCCCGCCGCCGCCACCCGUGAAUUAUGCAGGAGGCUGGCACCGGCGCGCUCGAGUUGCUCAAGUUUCCCUGGCAACUUUCGCCCGGGCGUCCCUCCUCCCCGCGGCCGGCAGCUCCGCCCGCACAGCCCGCGGCCCGGGCGCCCCCGCAGGGCUGGCGGGGAGCGAGGCGCGCCUCGAGACACCGACCGCUCACUCGCCACCGGAGCUGGGGCUGCUGGACUGCGCAAGCAGACGCUGGGCAGCCAUGCCGCGCAGCCCGACCUCCAGCGAGGACGAGAUGGCCCAGAGCUUCUCCGACUACUCGGUGGGGUCAGAGUCGGACAGCUCCAAAGAAGAAACCAUCUACGACACCAUCCGGGCCACGGCAGAGAAGCCCAGCGCCGCCAGGACAGAGGAGAGCCAAGGCGACACGCUGGUCAUCCGUAUCCUCAUCCAGGACCUGCAGCAGACGAAGUGCAUCCGGUUUAACCCGGAUGCCACCGUGUGGGUCGCCAAGCAGCGGAUUCUGUGCUCCCUGACCCAGAGCCUGAAGGACGUGCUGAACUACGGGCUGUUCCAGCCGGCCAGCAACGGGCGCGACGGGAAGUUCCUGGACGAGGAGCGGCUGCUGCGCGAGUACCCUCAGCCCGUGGGCAAGGGCGUCCCCUCCCUGGAGUUCCGAUACAAGAAGCGCGUGUAUAAGCAAGCCAACCUGGACGAGAAGCAGUUGGCCAAGCUGCACACGAAGACCAAUCUGAAAAAAUUUAUGGACCACAUUCAGCACCGUUCGGUGGAGAAGAUCGUCAAAAUGCUGGAACGAGGCCUGGAUCCGAAUUUCCAUGACCUGGACACGGGAGAGACCCCGCUGACCUUAGCCGCUCAGCUGGACGAGCCUGCGGAGGUGAUCAAAGCUCUCAGAAACGGCGGCGCCCACCUGGACUUCCGCGCCAGAGAUGGGAUGACCUCCCUGCACAAAGCCGCCCGAACCAGGAACCAAGUAGCCCUGAAGACCCUUUUGGAGCUGGGAGCGUCCCCCGAUUACAAAGACAGCUACGGCCUCACAGCCCUGUACCACACCGCGGUCGUGGGCGGGGACCCGUCCUGCUGCGAGCUGCUGCUGCACGAGCGCGCGGCCGUGUGCUGCAGGGACGAGAACGGCUGGCACGAGAUCCACCAGGCCUGCAGGUAUGGCCACGUGCAGCACCUGGAGCACCUGCUCUUCUACGGGGCGGACAUGGCGGCCCAGAACGCCUCGGGGAACACAGCCCUGCACAUCUGCGCCCUCUACAACCAGGACAGCUGUGCCCGAGUGCUGCUCUUCCGGGGCGGGAACAAGGAGCAGAAGAACUACAACAGCCAGACCCCGUUCCAGGUGGCGAUCAUCGCGGGCAACUUCGAGCUGGCCGAGUACAUCAAGAACCACAAGGAGACCGACAUCGUACCCCUUGUGCCAACCAGGAGGGCUGUGUCUGGGGCUCCGCCUCUGCCCUAUCGCCCACCCGGCGGCUGGGCGCAGCCCUGCAUCCCCGAAGAGCCCACCGGCCUGUUUCCGCCGGCGCCGGGCUGGCACAGGACCUGCAGCGGGGAGCAGUCCCAGUGGACCAGCAGCGUGCCCUUCCGAGAGGCCCCGGCGUACUCCAAUCGCCGGCGGCGGCCCCCCAACACGCUGGCCGCCCCCCGGGUCCUGCUGCGCUCCAACAGUGACAACAACCUCAACGCCAGCACGCCCGACUGGGCCGUCUGCUCCGCCACCUCCCACCGCAGUCUCUCACCCCAGCUGCUGCAGCAGACGCCCGGCAAGCCCGAGGGGGCCGCCCGGACCCUUGGGAGCUACGCCCCCGGGCCCCGCAGCCGGUCCCCGUCACUCAACAGGCUGGGCGGUGCCGGCGAAGAUGGCAAGAGGCCCCAGCCGUCCUGGCACGUCGGGCCGGCUUUCCUGCCCGGUGCCAGCAAGGACGCGCUGUCUGCCUUCGAGUACCCGGAGCCCAAGCGGAAGCUGUACAGCGCGGUCCCGGGGAGGCUCUUCGUCGUCGUCAAGCCAUACCUCCCUCAGGUCGACGGCGAGAUCCCCCUCCACCGCGGCGACAGGGUCAAAGUUCUGAGCAUUGGCGAAGGAGGCUUCUGGGAAGGCAGCGCCCGCGGCCACAUCGGGUGGUUCCCGGCCGAGUGCGUGGAGGAGGUGAUGUGCAGGCCCAAGGACAGCCAGGCAGAAACCCGCGCGGACCGCAGUAAGAAGCUCUUCCGGCACUACACGGUCGGCUCCUACGACAGCUUCGAUGCCACCAGUGACUGCGUUAUUGAGGAGAAGACAGUGGUCCUGCAGAAGAAGGACAAUGAGGGUUUCGGAUUCGUGCUCCGAGGGGCGAAAGCUGAUACGCCCAUUGAAGAAUUCACGCCAACGCCGGCGUUCCCGGCCCUGCAGUACCUGGAGUCCGUGGACGAAGGAGGGGUGGCAUGGCGAGCCGGACUGAGGACCGGGGACUUCCUGAUCGAGGUGAACAACGAGAAUGUUGUCAAGGUCGGCCACCGGCAAGUGGUGAACAUGAUCCGCCAGGGAGGGAACCACCUCGUGCUCAAGGUGGUCACGGUGACCAGGAAUCUCGACCCGGACGACACCGCCAGGAAGAAAGCUCCCCCGCCUCCCAAGCGUGCUCCAACCACGGCCCUCACCCUGCGCUCCAAGUCCAUGACCUCGGAGCUGGAGGAGCUCGGCCUCUCACUAGUGGACAAAGCCUCCAUCCGGAAGAAGAAGGAUAAACCCGAGGAGAUAGUCCCGGCCUCCAAGCCAUCCCGCGCUGCUGAUAACGUGGCCAUGGAGUCCAGGGUGGCCACCAUCAAGCAGCGGCCCACCAGCCGGUGCUUCCCGUCCGUCUCGGACAUGAACUCCGUGUACGAACGACAGGGGAUUGCUGUAAUGACGCCCACGGUUCCCGGGAGCCCGAAAGGCCCGUUUCUGGGCCUCCCCCGAGGUACGAUGCGAAGGCAGAAAUCAAUAGACAGCAGAAUCUUUCUAUCAGGAAUAACGGAGGAAGAGCGGCAGUUUCUGGCCCCUCCGAUGCUGAAGUUCACCAGAAGCCUGUCCAUGCCAGACACCUCCGAGGACAUCCCGCCCCCACCGCAGUCUGUGCCCCCAUCCCCCCCACCCCCAUCCCCCACCACCUACAACUGCCCCAAGUCCCCAACCCCAAGAGUCUACGGGACCAUCAAGCCAGCAUUCAAUCAGAACCCCGCUGCCAAGGUGUCCCCCGCGGCUCGCUCGGACACAGUGGCCACGGUGAUGAGGGACAAGGGGCUGUACUACCGGCGGGAGCUGGACCGCUACUCCUUGGACUCCGACGACCUCUACAGCCGCAGCGCCGCCGCCCAGGCCAACUUCCGCGCCAAAAGAGGCCAGAUGCCAGAAAACCCGUACUCGGAGGUGGGAAGGAUCGCGAGCAAAGCCGUGUACGUCCCCGCCAAGCCCGCUCGGCGGAAGGGCAUGCUGGUGAAGCAGUCCAAUGUGGAGGACAGCCCCGAGAAGACGUGCUCCAUCCCCAUCCCGACCAUCAUCGUGAAGGAGCCGUCCACCAGCAGCAGCGGGAAGAGCAGCCAGGGCAGCAGCACGGAGAUCGACCCACAGGCGCCCGAGCCGCCGGGCCAGCUGCGGCCUGACGACAGCCUGACCGUCAGCAGCCCCUUCGCUGCCGCCAUCGCUGGGGCCGUCCGCGACCGGGAGAAGCGGCUGGAAGCCAGGAGGAACUCCCCGGCCUUCCUCUCCACAGACCUGGGGGACGAGGACGUUGGGCUGGGGCCACCCGCUGCCCGGGCACACCCCUCCAACUUCCCCGAAGAGGUCGGCUUCGGCGAGGAGGAUGGUGCCGAGCCACUGUCAUUGCCCACGCCGGUGGCACCGCCCAGGGAGCCCGAGAACCACUUUGUGGGUGGUGGCGAGGCUGCAGCUCAGGGGGAGGCCGGCAGGCCGCUGAAUUCCACAUCCAAAGCCAAGGGUCCCGAGGGCAGCCCCGCAGUGCCCCCCAAGAGCAGCAGCGCAGCCAGCCCCGAGAAUUACGUCCACCCGCUCACGGGCCGGCUGCUGGACCCCAGCUCCCCGCUGGCCCUGGCGCUGUCUGCAAGGGACCGAGCCAUGAAGGAGUCUCAACAGGGUCCCAAGGGGGAGGCCCCCAAGGCCGACCUCCACAAACCUCUCUACAUCGAUACCAAAAUGCGGCCCAGCGUGGAAGCAGGCUUCCCUCCGGUCACCAGGCAGAACACACGGGGACCCCUGAGGCGGCAGGAGACCGAGAACAAGUACGAGGCGGAGCUGGGCAAGGACCGCAAGGGCGAGGACAAGAAGCACGCGCUCAUCAACAUCGUGGACACGUCCCAGCAGAGGUCGGCUGGCCUGCUGAUGGUCCACACUGUGGACGCGGCCACCACCGACCACCUGCUGCGGGAAGAGGACGAGAAAGCCGACGUGGAGGCCACGCCAGACCACUCGCUGCCCGAGGGGCCAGAAGGCGCUCCCGAAACCGAAGGUGCUUUACAGAUCUCCGCCAGCCCCGAGCCCGCCGCCGCCGUGCCUGGCAGGACCAUUGUGGCAGCGGGCUCUGUGGAAGAGGCGGUGAUUUUGCCAUUCCGCAUCCCUCCUCCCCCUCUGGCAUCCGUGGAUCUGGACGAGGAUUUCAUUUUUACAGAGCCAUUGCCUCCCCCCCUGGAAUUCGCAAAUAGUUUUGAUAUCCCCGAUGACCGCAUCGCUUCUGUCCCUGCUCUCACGGACCUGGUCAAGCAGAAGAAACAGGACGCCUCCCCGUCCCCUUCGUUGAACCCCAGCCAACCAGCCAACUGUGCAGACAGUAAGAAGCCGGCUGGCCUUUCCAACUGCCUGCCCGCCUCCUUCCUGCCGCCCCCCGAGAACUUUGACGUGGUCGCGGACUCUGGGAUUGAGGAGGUGGACAGCCGGAGCAGCAGUGACCACCAUCUCGAGACAACCAGCACCGUCUCCACGGUGUCCAGCAUGUCCACCCUGUCCUCCGAAGGCGGGGAGAGCGUGGACACCUGCACAGUCUACGCGGACGGGCAAGCAUUUCCGGCGGACAAGCCGCCAGUACCCCCGAAGCCAAAAGUAAAGCCCAUAAUUCCCAAAAGCAACGCACUUUAUCAGGACGCGCUAGUGGAGGAGGACGUGGAUAGCUUCGUCAUCCCUCCCCCGGCACCCCCGCCGCCGCCAGGCAGCGCCCAGCCUGGGGCGACAAAGGUCACGCCACCAAGGACCUCCAAGUUGUGGGGGGACGUGUCCGAGGUCAGAAGCCCGAUUCGCUCAGGCCCAAAGGCAAACGUGAUCAGUGAACUGAACUCAAUCCUGCAGCAAAUGAACCGAGAGAAAUCGGCAAAGCCGGGGGAAGGACUGGAUUCGCCCACAGGAACCAAGCCUGCCAGCCUUGCUCCAAGAAGUCCAGAGGUCAUGAGCACCGUCUCAGGGACGCGGAGCACGACGGUGACCUUCACGGUUCGCCCGGGGACCUCGCAGCCCAUCACUCUGCAGAGCCGGCCUACAGACUUUGAGAGCAGGACCUCAGGAACAAGACGUGCCCCAAGCCCUGUGGUGUCGCCAACAGAGCUGAGCAAAGAGAUCCUGCCCGCCCCCCUCUCUGCUGCUGCUGCCACUCCUUCUCCCACUCUCUCAGAGGUCUUCAGCCUUCCAAGCCAGCCCCCAUCUGGGGACCUGUUUGGCUUGAACCCGGCGGGCCGCAGCAGGUCGCCAUCCCCCUCAAUACUGCAACAGCCAAUCUCAAAUAAGCCUUUUACGACUAAGCCUGUGCACCUGUGGACUAAACCAGACGUGGCGGAUUGGCUGGAAAGUCUAAACUUGGGUGAGCAUAAAGAGACCUUCAUGGACAAUGAGAUUGAUGGCAGUCACCUACCAAACCUUCAGAAGGAAGACCUAAUAGAUCUCGGGGUGACUCGGGUCGGGCACAGGAUGAACAUUGAAAGGGCUUUGAAACAGCUGCUGGACAGAUAAGGGUGGCUGCUCUGUACCUUCACAGACUCCUUGUUAUAAGUAGAGAUGGGCUUCUACUGAAAUAUUUGGGCAGCCAAGCAUGGUCUGCGAGCACCAACCCCACUCCACGGGUGUGUCUCCUGGUACCCAAAGAAAUGCCGAGUGUGUCCAGGUGUGGCUGAGCGAAGGCCUUGAAACGCCCCCAAUCUCCAUGUGGGCUUCCCGGGCUGUUUCUGUGCAGCAGGGGACACGGGGAGGGAGUUCUGCACCACAAGGGAGAGGCCCGGCUUGCCUCCCAGCAUGCAGGUGACCUCACGAUGCCACGCCCCGGGGACGCCCCCGUCGACUUAGCACGGGACCCUCGCUCUUGCAGACACCAGUGUCCUCUAGAUGCCUCCUGAGACCUCCCUCUGCUUUCCGGGCAGCGGCCACCACCCCAGGCCCGCCGCAGUCUGUGGCCUCCGGGAGGGUUCUCACUGCUCACUUGCUCCUUUCUUUCCUCUACUUCGCUUGCGGUAAAACACCCCAGAGUAAUCUGUCCGGUGCCCCUUCUUGGGCCCGAAAGGUAGAGAAUCUUUUUUUCCUCUGGAUUCAUUACCCCAUCUCCUCCUGCGAGGUGCGUCCGUGGUUCUUCGGCCAUGAAGCUCUUGGCAGUGGUGGGGAGUCUAAAUGGGAUCGUGCCCAGCUUUGCAUAGCUUGCUUUCUUUCUUUCUGCAAAUCUAUUAGCAUAAUUCCAAAGUGGCCAAACAGAUGUCACAUGGAGUUAGUCAAAGCACAAAGUCACGAUUCCAAGGAGGAGGGGAGACCUGGCCACGGGAAGCAGCCAGUGUGCAGCGGCCUGGGUCCCAAGUCUCCUCGAGGGGAAGAGCAGUGAGUCAUCUGCCAAGAGUGUCUCCAGGACGGUGAGAAAGGGAUUCUCUGCCUUUCACGACAGUUUUUUUAAACUGCAAGUGUGCUGCAUUCUGCAAAGAUCAGAGCAGGUGAGCGUCCACUUUACACACGAGGGCGGGACACGAGGUGAACGGUGGGCGCGUGCCGCGGCAAAGGAGACCGCAUCUUCCCAGGAGCUGGUGGGGCGCCACGAUGUCAGUUCCCAGCCCGGCCCGGGUGAGCAUCUCUGCCGAGACAGCCCCUCUGCUCUCUGAGGCCAGGGAAGAUGGUACUUGGGGGCCCUCCCCCUUUGUCUCCAACUGUCCGCACAGCCCACCAGUUUGUCCUACAACAGGCUUCUUGAGCACACGGAGGGUAUGGCGUCUAGACCGGACUCAGGGUUUAGAACACACGGGGGGCUGCAGGGCGAGGGGGCAGGCAGACAAAUGAACAAAGGCCAGCCAGGGAGGCUUCCCCGGGCUGCACCAGGCCCCUCCCACGAGGCUGUUCUGGGCUGUGCCUGUUCUCCUCCCUGGAGUCCCCUCACCAGUAACAUUACCUCCAGCUUCCAAGGGAGGUUGCCGCCUGCCCAGGGGCCACCAGACAUCCAGCCAGGCUUCUAGCACAUUCUCCCACACUUGGAAGGAACUCGAACCGCAGGUUUUGGCUUUUAUUAUGAUUUCAGAACUAGCCUAGCCCAUCUCUAAUUAUAAAAACAUGAUUUUUUUUUCCUUUCUUUUCUUUAUGCUCACAAUCAAGUGUCUGAUUAGGUCUGGAACAGCUCUAGAAUGAACACAUAAAAUUUAGCAAUUUAAAAUCUCUUUCUUUACUGCAAGUUUAAAUAGUUGUACAGAUAGUUUAUAAGCACAAUAUUUUAAGAAAAAAAAAAGUGGCUGGUCUACUCGGCAGCCUUUGUGCCACUUCAGUGCUAGAAAGUUAAAGAAAAAAAAACUUUUGUGAUUUAAUAAUACUAUUUCUGUGGGAUUAUAAAAGUAUGACCUUUUUAAAUCAACCUUAUUUGGAUGCAUCUGAACCAGCAGAGCUGUGUUAUAUUUUCUAUCUUUGCUAGAACUUCGUCAUCGAAGGACAAUUACUUCUUCAAAAGUGGUUACAAUUCACAAUGCAGCAGUUUCUCCAAAAACAAACAUGCAUCACCCACACACACAACACACACGCGCGCGCAAACUUUUUCCAGCCACAUGCCCCUGAAUUGGAAACUGAGUUUUGGACCUUCCUCUGUUCCACACCCUUCUGCAGGGCAAGCUGUAUCUGAGAAUGCCCCGACCCAACAUGAAAUCAAUUGAAUACGAAGGCGCUUCUGUCCCACGCACCUGCGGUCCCACGGUCGUGGGGUGCACCAGGGACGAACAGGUGGCCCGCUGAGGCCACCUGCGAGUGUUCAGAAAACGAAAAGGUGGUGGCUGGGCCAUUAUUUGUCUUCCAUUUGGUGAUAGAGCAAAAUCCAGUCAGUGCACAGCUCACCCUGGCUUUUCCCUCCUCUGUCUACUGCUCGGCAUUACCUCCGCGCUCCGUGCCGGGCGACACCCAGCAUGAGAGCAAGCGCAGGAAGGGAAGGCGCUGCUAGGAUGCCACCUGGUGGCUUCAGGUUCACUGGACUCUGGCUGCCACGCCCUUUCUUAGAGAGCUGUCCAGCCACGGGCAACUUAUCUGAAGCAAGCAGACUGCACGACAAAAAAAAAAAAAAAAAAAAAAAAAAGCCAGGCAGUCACUUAUUUUUGCCUUCUUAUUCUAGAAAAGUCACAGGACCCCGCAGAACCUGCACUGACCAACAGAGUAACACACGUUGCCAAGAUGAACCCAUCUCUAGCCCUAUUCGAUGGUGUUGCUACAGAAAGCAAUCAUUCCUCCCGAGACCGCCACCCGCUGCGCUCCCCCGCCCCCCAGACACGUUAGGACCAGGCCCUAUCCCAUGACCCCUCAAUGGUGGGACACGAGUCAAACUGCUCAUAUAAAGAUCAUGUUAAUACUAUUCUGGGUUUUAAGAUCAACUUUUGUUAUCUACUGUAAUUUAAAUAAAUUGCAUUUCCAUGCCUAGUGUCUGUAACAUUGUGUAUGCGAAAUCAAACUCUCCAGCUGUAAGCCCUGUACCCCCCGCGGAGGCGCCCGCUCCAGGGGCUCCGCCACAUUCUAGGUCAGCUCAUGUACUACAGACUGACGCAGUGGGACUGUUGACCUGCUGAACUCUACAUAUCACAAAGUGGGUUAUUUGUGGUACUUCAGUUAGUAAAAUGGGAAUUUUUUUUUUCUGAGUUAACUGAACAAGCAAGCAUUACCCAGGUGAUCCGGCAAUGACUUUGUGUGUGUGGGCCACAAAUACGGAUUUUUUUUUUUCCCAUUAACAAAUUUUUUUUUUUUUUUUGGAAACUAAUAUGUUUCACACUACGGUUUGUGUAACUUGUGUUCGCAUUAUCUGUGUUGCUGUUACUUUUGUGCUUUUAUUCCUUUUAAACUUUAUUUUAAAAAACAAAACAAAACAAAACAAAAACCAAGCUCCUGUAAUGUGCACUUCCUCCUGAUCCUUCGAUCUCUUGUACGGCAACCAAAAUUACUGUAAGAAAAAUAAACAUGCGAUUGCACUAAGGGUGUGGCUCUGAUUGCACACAGUGAAAGCCGUCUGCGUGAGCCCGGAGUUGCCGACUUGCAAUCUGACGCAGGCUCUUUGAACGUCAUCACCUCUGUACCUCCGUGAGGCUGACCAGGUACCUCCUUUCUUCAAAGAGUAAGAGCCCUCCCUUCGUGGAGCUCGUCUGCCUGGGCUCCCUCCCCUCACGGCACGGACGGAAACACGCACAAUUUCAGAGCCGUGUGCGUGUCAGUGCGCACGUCUGCGUGCUCUCCUGGAAGAGCCCAGCUGAGGCCUGGCCUUCCUUUGGUUUGGGAUGGAAGUGGGGGUGGCGCCGAGGGGGCCCCCUGCGCCCCACCUGCUUGUCAUCUUCCCACCAGGCUGUGGGGUUGCAGAGCCGGGCGGCCUCUCUGGUUAAUGUGCAGCCAGCCACAUUUUGGUCAGCAAGUAGGCACUGAGGCUUGGGGCAAGAGAAUUUGCGUCUUUUGGCUGAGAACUGAGCCAGGAAGACAUGGGCUAUCCCUUUGUCUGUAGAGAAAUAUGUUUUAAACACUGAACCUCAUCUCUGGUCUCAUCGAUGAAUACCUGACGUCCUUAGUUCCCGGCCAGUGGCCUCUAUGUUGGCACACGCUCCACUCAAACAGCAGCUGCUGUGUUUCUGUAUCCAUGAAAAGUCUGAAUCCUCCUAUCCGGCCUAGUUCACCCUCCCUUAGGCCUCCCGCCUCACUGUCCGGUGGUCUCUCCCAGACUUAACCACCUCCAUCACCUCCAAUGGUUUCUUCUAGACCGCUUCUGGGAAAAUGUACCAGUUUGUCCUAAGGAAAAAGAUGGAAGACUUUUUUUUGACUUGUACUUUCUUUGAGGCGUGUUACCAGCCAGGGCACUGGAGCGUCUGUCUGUACUUAUAGCUGUCCGUGUACCCAGGGAAUAGGUGGAAAUCCCACGGCACCUGGGGGAGCACAGCGCGACUGUGCUGGGGGCAGCCGCGCUCCGUGGGGACCCGGGUCAUUCCCAAAUCUGGCCCUCUGACGCCAGCAGGCCCGACCGCUUCAGUUUCCAGUCCACGCUGUAUCCAUGAUUUUCUUUCUUUACCGUUCUUGUAACAUGUGUCUGCAUUUCAGUCUUUAUUGUUCUGUGUUUAAAAUGACAACAAUCACUGUCCAUUGCUUCUACUCUGGAACUCUGUUUAUAGCAAUUCUGAAACUUUAAUAUGAGCCUUCAAAUAAAUACAGAAAUGAAAAAAAGGAAAAAAAAUAAAGUGUGUGCCUUGGGUGUUUUGAACCUGAUCUGCAUAAAACCAUAUUGUAUUCAAAUGCUGUAUAUUUAAUGAAAGGAUAAAUAUACCUUCACUGUAUUAAUGUAGCUGAUAAAAUAGUUCUAGUGCCUUGUUUUCUGAACUGAGAAGCCCAUAUCAAUGCACAACGUAAAGUAAAAACCGAUUCAAGAACUGAAAUGUUGAGAAGACGUACACGUGAUUCUGAGGCCUCCAUCCUAAGACUGUGGAACGCACACAGUCGCUUAAACAAUAAAGAGAAAAUUGAAAUAA
Molecule: messenger RNA, 11371 nt
Organism: Mustela erminea (ermine)
Lineage: Eukaryota; Metazoa; Chordata; Mammalia; Carnivora; Mustelidae
Gene: SHANK2
Product: SH3 and multiple ankyrin repeat domains 2
Exons: 26
Coding region: 660-6392 (1910 amino acids)
Cellular component (GO): postsynaptic membrane; postsynaptic density; dendritic spine
Molecular function (GO): synaptic receptor adaptor activity; ionotropic glutamate receptor binding
Source: RefSeq, a predicted model, not a curated record